CCAAAAAUGUGAUCUUCUUUUUCUUGAAAUUUUUUAUUUGGGUUUAAUUUUGUGCAAACAAAUAUGCCUACAAGAGCGAUGUGCAAAGCCGAUAUUGAAGAAGAGAGGCUCUCUGAGGAAAAAAAGGUCAUGUUUAACGAUGUUAUAGUGAAAGAAGCAGAAGAGUUUAAGGAUGUUAGAAAUAAAGAAGGUUCUUAUCAUGCCAUGGAAGAUUUGGAGGAAGCUUUGCCAAUAAGGAGGGGGCUUUCGAGGUUCUACACCGGGAAAUCGAGGUCGUUUGCGAACCUAGCCGAUGCAUUCAAGAUCAAAGACAUCCAAGAAUUGGCCAAACCGGACUAUUUCCACAUCUGCAAGAUGAGGAAACAGCGCAAAAACAUGCUCGCGCCAAGGAUCGAUGGGGGCUCCAUAUCGAAGAGGCCCACGACCUCCGCCACCAAUUUGGCUCUGGCUGUGGCUAUGAGCAACUCGGAGAGCGAAUGCAACUCUCCAUGACUAAACGGAAUAGAUGCCGGCUGGCCAGGCCUAGAUAGAA
This is a messenger RNA of Salvia splendens (bonfire salvia), 532 nucleotides long. RefSeq lists its product as uncharacterized. The coding region runs from base 64 to 492 and encodes 142 amino acids. NCBI's taxonomy places the organism in Eukaryota, Viridiplantae, Streptophyta, Magnoliopsida, Lamiales, Lamiaceae. The transcript is spliced from 2 exons. The record is from RefSeq and is a predicted model, not a curated record.